UCAUAAGUUCUGUCACCAAAAUAAGGAAAAUGGCAGGAGUAAUGCAGGGUGGUGGAGCUUUUCCCGACUUUGACAUGCUCAGGAUUGUUGCCAGGGGGCAACUAAAACUUCUCCUGGAGUCUAUGCCUGAGCUAAAAGACCUGAUCAUAGAACAACCAUUGAUGAAGCCUUUGGAUAGAAUUGCUGGAGCCCAGUUCCUCAAGAGCCAUGGAGUGGACAAGAUCUACAAACUGGAACCAAGUACAACCAAGGCCCUAUCUGGCUGUCGGCAGAGGAUGUACCUGAUCCGCCCAAGCAUGAAGAGUGUCAAAUGUGUUGCAGAUACAAUAAAUGCUGACAUUGCAAUUCAACAGAAAAGGAAAUACAAAAUCAUCUUUGUGCCCAAAAAGUGUCACGUUUGUGAGCGGAUCCUUGAACAAGAGGGCGUAUUUGGACAUGUCUCACUGGACGAGUUCCACCUCGACUUGAUUCCAUUAGAUAGAGACUUGCUAUCCCUGGAGAUGCCAGGGUUCUUCAAAUCAUUCUUCUUAGAAAAUGACCAAUCAUGGUUGCACACUGUUGCCAAAUCGCUUGUGAGUCUCCAAGACUUGUACGGUAUCAUUCCAAAUGUCUAUGGCGUGGGCAGGGGGUCAAAGAUUUCAUUUGACUUGAUGAAUAUGAUGUUACGCUAUGGCUGUGAUCAGAAGAGAAGGGUCAGCAAUGAAAUCGGACAUGUGUUCUUAAUUGAUAGAGAUAUAGACUUUGUGACUCCACUUCUAUCGCAGGUGACAUAUGAGGGGUUGGUGGACGAAACAUUUGGAAUCAAAAGUGGUUUUGUUGAGUUUGGUCCGGAGAUCACCCGUGCCAAGACUGUGCGGUUAUUGCUGACUUCAGACGAUGAGGUCUUCGAGGAGAUUAGAAAUCGACACUUUUCAAAUGUAUUUGGUUAUCUUGGUGCAAAAGCUAGGGAGUUGCAGAGUGGAUAUGAUAAAAGACAUGGCAUAUCAUCAGUGAGUGACAUGAAAAACUUUGUUUCAAAUGAAUUGAAGGGGUUGAAACAGCAACACAAGUCAUUAGCUUUACAUAUUGGUGCAUCAGAAGUGAUACUAGGAAAGAAGAAUAAAGGAGAUUUUGAAGAACUUCUGACGACUGAACACAAUUUGCUAGAAGGUAUAGAAUCUCGAGGGAUCACUAACUACAUUGAAGAGUGCAUACAUCGACAACUGGACAAGAGCCUUAUACUCAGACACCUCUGCCUAUUCUCACAGACCAAUGAUGGACUCCCACCCGCCCUUUACAAAAGUAUGAGGACACAGUUCUUACAUAGUCAUGGCUUUGAACAUCUUCUCACAUUCCACAACCUGAAGAAGAUUGGUCUACUAACAGAACAAGAGAAGGCACCAACUCCAGCUGCCAAACAACUGGGCAUAAGGAAGAGUUCAUUCCAGGCUCUAAGAAAGAAACUCAAUUUGGUACCAAAGUUCAACGAAGACUUCAACUUAAAGAAUCCGUCUCAUAUGGCGUAUGUGUUCAGUGGAGCUUAUACACCUCUUUCCUGCAAGUUGAUUGAGCAGGUGAUCAGUCGUGAAGGUUUCACAGGACUGGAAGACGUCAUGAAACACGUACCAGAACCUGUCUUCUCGGAAUAUAAAGUCAAGUCUGCCAGAGCGACUACCUCCAGUAAGGUCAUAUUGGUCUACUUCGUAGGAGGAUGCACGUACUCAGAAGUUGUGGCUCUCCGAUUCCUAGGCAAAUUAAAAGGGUGGAGAUUCAUCAUCGCUACAUCAGAAAUGUUGAACGGCCGGUCACUGAUGGACCAGGUUGUGGACACUGCUGCAGAACGGUAGCAUCAAUAAACCGACCAGUUUCACUUCAGAGACUUAUGAGACGUGCUUGUUUGCACAUUCCAUGAUCUUGAGGUUACAGGCUAACUUCCAGACAGGAGGAAGAAAACAAAAAUGUGUGUUCAAGGAAAACUUUGGCAACUGGGUUUUGUCAAGUUGAUUUCGCUAAACGUGAUCAGCUUUAAGAAUAUUAUUGAAGAUUAAGAUAUCACUUGUCAUGUUGCAUUCAUUUAUUCUUGCCACAAUGUAGAGCUUGAGAUCUGAGAGGAGUAUUGGGAGGCCAAACUGCAGGAUUAGAAAGGUGGGGAAGUAAGAGAUAGUCCAUGUCCCUUGAUAGUUCAAGUUUGAUUGUAAAGGUCACCUGAAACAGAAGUGUAUAAAUUGUUUAUAGAUCUGUAUCUACAAAUGUGCCAUUGUGUAUGAAAUAAAAAUCA
Messenger RNA from Lineus longissimus, 2257 nucleotides. Its product is annotated as vacuolar protein sorting-associated protein 33B-like. NCBI's taxonomy places the organism in Eukaryota, Metazoa, Nemertea, Pilidiophora, Heteronemertea, Lineidae. Gene Ontology annotation, cellular component: lysosome; CORVET complex. The transcript is spliced from 15 exons. The record is from RefSeq and is a predicted model, not a curated record. Gene Ontology annotation, biological process: intracellular protein transport; vesicle-mediated transport. Bases 30 to 1826 code for a protein of 598 amino acids.